This is a messenger RNA of Zootermopsis nevadensis, 1441 nucleotides long. RefSeq lists its product as uncharacterized. The record is from RefSeq and is a predicted model, not a curated record. Lineage: Eukaryota; Metazoa; Arthropoda; Insecta; Blattodea; Termopsidae.
AGAAUUAUGAAAGUCAUAUUCCACUCGAAAUCUUAUAUAAUAACAUCUGAAAAUUGCUCGCCUCAGUUAGUAACUCAUUUUGCUUCAGAGUGGAAGUUUUUGCCCGGAUUCCAUCCAACCCUAAAGUACCCUAAUGCCUCAACUCAACAAACAUGACUUGGAAGCUCUGUUACGCCCCACACUGGGCCAAGAUUUGGCGGUAGAAUCGUUCACAUCCGAAGCUCUAACUCAGCCAGGAGAAAAUUAUGGAAGCACCAUGCUAGCAAUCGAAGUCAGUAUUCGUGAAAGAAAAGACGACACAAGUCAUAAUCUGUCACUAGUAGCCAAGUUAGUGCCCCCAACUGAAUUCCUUUGGAAAUUAUUUGACUCACCAAAUACAUUUUGCAAAGAAAUAACUUGUUACACAUCAGUCAAAAUGGAAAUCAAUAAACUACAAAAUGAAAAGUGCAUCCCUAAGGAUAAAUAUCUCGACGUGUUUCCUAAAUGCUACGGCGCUCGCACAACACUGUCAGAAGAAAUUGGUGAUAAAGCUGAUAAAAAUGCAGCAAUUCUUCUAGAGAACUUAAAAGCGGCAAAUUAUCGUUUAGGGGAUCGCAGAGUGGGGCUUGAUCUGAAACACGUACAGCUGGUAGUGUCCAAGCUUGGACAUUUCCACGCACUUACAGUGGCUCUCAAGAUAUUGAAACCUCAAAUAUUUAAAGACACAGUUCUGAAAGCUUGUAAACCUCAUACCGCAAGCUUUGAUGAGGCAGAGAUGCAGGCAAAUACUUUGAGACUACUGCAAGGUUUGAAGGUAAUUCCUGGAUGUGAAAUUUACCUCGAAAAAAUACAGAAAGCCUCAGAAAUGUCAAAUAAAACUCAACUAGAUAAAUCUUUACUACCACCGAGGGAGCCGUAUGCAGCAUUUAGUCACACUGAUCUCUGGGUCAAUAAUAUGAUGUUCUGUUACGACAAUGAAAAUAAUCCUGUCGGUGUGAAAUUUCUAGAUUUUCAGGGUGUUGUAUAUCAUUCACCAGUGAAGGAUCUAUUAUUCUUUUUAUAUACCAGUGCAGCUGAGGGAGUCAGAGCUAAGCACCACGAAGAACUCAUACGCCUGUAUCACAGAAACUUCAUCGACUGUCUGAAGGAUAUGGGUUGUGACAUCGGUCCGUUUACCUUCCAAACGCUGCUGGAUGAAAUAGAAGAGUUUGCGCUUUCAGAGGUAGACCAUGUUCUAUUUAUGUUGAAGCCAAUUUGCGCUGAUAAGAGUGAGGUACCUGAACUAUCAGGAAUUGACCUCGAGUCACUUUACCAAGAACCCAACGAAAUAUACAAAAGAAAAGCAAAAGAAUUUAUUAUUGACUAUGCGCAAAGAGGUUGGUUAUAAAAUGCACUGAUAUUUGAAUUCACCCAUGAACUUGUAAGCUCAAUAUAAAGUUUCAGAUGAAUCUGUUGACUGAAA